This is a messenger RNA of Heterocephalus glaber (naked mole-rat), 1695 nucleotides long. It is a transcript of the gene Krr1, whose product is annotated as KRR1 small subunit processome component. The record is from RefSeq and is a predicted model, not a curated record. Lineage: Eukaryota; Metazoa; Chordata; Mammalia; Rodentia; Bathyergidae. Gene Ontology annotation, cellular component: small-subunit processome; nucleolus. Gene Ontology annotation, molecular function: RNA binding.
GGCAUACGUAUGCACGGAGACAGCGCAGAAUUCGCCUCUGAGUUCUGCGGAACUAAUUUUUCUAGGUAGGUAUGUUAGCCGGAGCAUUUAAGAACACUUUCAUUUCCGGCUCCACCGGAAGCAGUUUGAAAAUGGCGUCUUCCUCGAAAAACGGGACGUCUGCAGCACCUGAGAGAAAUGAAUUUCGCAGCCAGAAACCGAAGCCAGAGAACCGAGAUGAAUCAGAACUCCUCACUGUUCCUGAUGGUUGGAAGGAACCAGCUUUUUCUAAAGAGGACAAUCCCAGAGGACUCUUGGAGGAGAGCAGUUUUGCAACUUUGUUCCCUAAAUAUAGAGAGGCCUACUUGAAAGAGUGUUGGCCUUUGGUGCAGAAGGCUUUGAAUGAACAUCACAUUAAUGCAACCCUGGACCUGAUUGAGGGCAGCAUGACUGUUUGUACUUCAAAGAAGACUUUUGAUCCAUACAUCAUCAUCAGGGCCAGAGAUCUGAUAAAACUGUUAGCACGAAGUGUUUCAUUGGAACAGGCAGUACGAAUUCUUCAGGAUGAUGUUGCGUGUGACAUCAUUAAAAUAGGUUCUCUAGUAAGAAAUAAAGAAAGAUUUGUAAAAAGAAGACAACGACUUAUUGGUCCCAAAGGAUCUACUCUGAAGGCAUUGGAACUCUUAACAAACUGUUACAUUAUGGUUCAGGGAAACACAGUUUCAGCCAUUGGACCUUUUAGUGGCUUAAAAGAGGUUCGAAAAGUAGUUUUAGAUACCAUGAAGAAUAUUCAUCCAAUUUAUAAUAUCAAAACCUUAAUGAUUAAACGAGAGUUGGCAAAAGAUUCUGAAUUACGAUCACAAAGUUGGGAAAGAUUUUUGCCACAGUUCAAACACAAAAAUGUGAAUAAACGCAAAGAACCAAAGAAGAAAACUGUAAAGAAAGAGUAUACACCAUUCCCACCACCACAGCCAGAAAGUCAGGUUGACAAAGAAUUGGCUAGUGGUGAAUACUUUUUGAAGGCAAAUCAGAAGAAGCGACAGAAAAUGGAAGCAAUAAAGGCUAAACAAGCAGAAGCUCUCAGUAAGAGACAAGAGGAAAGAAAUAAAGCAUUUAUUCCACCUAAAGAAAAGCCAGUUGCAAAACCUAAGGAAGCUUCUACUGAAACUAAAAUUGAUGUGGCUACCAUCAAGGAAAAGGUUAAGAAAGCAAAGAAUAAGAAACUUGGAGCCCUUACAGCUGAAGAAGUUAAGCUUAAACUGGAAGCAGAUGAAAAGCAAAAGAAGAAAAAAAAGUAACAUUAAAAUACCAGACCUUGAACUGUUAAUUUAUGAAUCUACCUCCUUUUGUAAAGGAUUUUGAGAAACAGGGCAUUAGUUGUCCUAUAAUAUUCUGAUCACUUUUUUCUGAGUUUCAGUUGUUUUGUUCAUAAAAUAGUACUUUUUUAUAAAUAUAAAUUAUUCUAUUUUUCAUGUGUGUUCUGAGAAACUUUGUGCUACAAAAUAGUAUACAUGUCGUGUGUAUUGUAUAACCAGUUCCAGGCAAGUUUUUUUACUGACACAUGAUUUUAGGAAUAACUUUUUACUUUUUAAUUUUAGGAUGUGCAUGUGACUAUUGUAAUUAUGCAUUAAAUCCAAAGAAUGUCUGAGCUGUUGGUUAGUCUUUAUGCUACCCCAGCAUUUGAUUUUAAGAAAAAUAAAUGCAAAAUUUUCAGUG